UUGCAGGAAUUCUAUCAACGUCUUGAUUUUUCUGGUGCAAAUAUUUCACAUGGUGGUUAUUUCUUUGGUGAUGGCGUCUUCAAGUCUGGUAAAAUUCUUUUCGAAGGUGGUAUUGACCCGAUAUUGCGAGGCUUCAUGAUGACCCCUGUUAAAAGGCCGCAUCGUAUGACACCGUCAAUCACAGAGAAAAUGUUUGGCAGGAAUAAUUUGGAUGCAUUACGAUCGUGUGCCUCACCACUAAGUUCGAGUUGA
This is a messenger RNA of Anisakis simplex (herring worm), 252 nucleotides long. Lineage: Eukaryota; Metazoa; Nematoda; Chromadorea; Rhabditida; Anisakidae. The record is from the annotation of a GenBank genome assembly.